Molecule: messenger RNA, 1701 nt
Organism: Sparassis crispa
Lineage: Eukaryota; Fungi; Basidiomycota; Agaricomycetes; Polyporales; Sparassidaceae
Product: Efflux pump FUS6
Exons: 10
Coding region: 1-1701 (566 amino acids)
Biological process (GO): transmembrane transport
Molecular function (GO): transmembrane transporter activity
Source: RefSeq, a predicted model, not a curated record
AUGACGGAACAGCAGGAUAUGCCCAUUGUGACGAUGAAAUCACCGAAUCCAGGCAUCAUGGAGAACUCGACUCCAUUGGCUGAGAUAGAACCAGCCCCCAAGGUCGAUCCGUAUAAACGCGACUUACAUUUCUGGAUGGUCUUCCUCUGUAUUAACACGUCCCAAUUCCUCACGGCUCUAGAACUGGCUUCGGUGACCACUGCUCUUCCGAGCAUAGUUGAUGCAUUGCAUGGUGAACAGUUCGUGUGGGUCGGAUCAGCGUACACAAUUUCCACGACAGCCUUCGUUCCUCUCAGUGGAAACCUUGCCCAGAUAUUUGGCCGUAGGGCUAUUAUGUUGGCCUCCGUUGCUUUCUUCGGUGUUGGCAGUGCACUCUGCGGCGCUGCACCCUCGAUGAACUUCCUCAUUGCUGGAAGAGCCGUUCAAGGAGUUGGAGGUGGCGGAAUUCAGUCGAUGUGUCAGAUCAUCCUAUCCGACCUCGUUCCUUUGAAAGAUAGAGGGGUGUUCAACGGUUUCAUUGCGAUGAGUUUUGUCGUCGCAAGUGGCAUUGGACCUGUAGUGGGCGGAGCAUUUGCUCAGCACGGACAAUGGAGGUGGUUGUUCUAUCUCAAUCUUCCGAUUUGCGGUGUAGUUGAACUUCUGGUUAUUCUCUUCUUGAAACUUCGCAUUCCUCCUGGCACAUUCAAAGAGAAGCUGAGAAUGAUUGACUGGCUGGGCAAUGCCAUCGUAAUUGGGGCAACGACAUCCAGCAUGAUUGGGUUAACCUGGGGCGGGGUCCAGUACUCUUGGACGUCGGUGCAUAUUCUUUUGCCGUUGAUUCUCGGUUUAUGCGGUCUGGUGGGCUUCAUGGUAUUUGAAGCAUACGUUCCGAAGAAUCCGAUCAUUUCGUAUACUCUCAUGGCAAACCGGACUUCUACGAGUGGCUUUUUGCAGACAAUGAUACUCUUCACCGUCAUCUUGUGUAUGCUCUAUUACAUGCCAGUGUACUUCCAAGCGUGCAAGGAUGCUUCGCCAAUUGCCUCCGGUGUUGACGUGUUCGGCUUGGCCUUCAGUAUUGCACCUAUGGCUGUAAUUUCCGGUCUGUCUAUCGCGAGGUCCCACCACUAUCGACCACAAAUAUGGAUAUCCUGGGCGCUGGUCAUCGUUGGCAUGGGUCUCCUGAGUAUAAUACAUGCCGACACGCCGCGCUCCCGGGUGAUCGGUUUCGAGAUCGUGGCGGGAAUUGGAGUGGGCAUGCUCACUGCAGCUGUUUUCUUCCCUGUCCUCGCCCCACUGCCAGUCCAGUACAACGCACAGGCUCUCUCUCUAUACACGUUCUUCCGCAAUUUCGCUAACAUCUUGGGUGUCACGAUUGGAGGAACGGUACUGCAGAACGAGCUAAAGAAAAAGCUUCCGCCUGCAUUCACCCAGGAGUUUCCCGAGGGCUCAGCCAUCGCGUACUCCAUCAUCCCGCUCAUCCCGACGCUCCAGGAGCCGCUCAAGAGUGAAGUGCAGUUGGCGUUCGCAACGAGUCUGCGCGUCGUCUGGCAGGUCUUGAUCGGCAUUGCCGGGCUCGGGUUCCUCUUCAGUUUGUUCAUGAAGCACUUGCCGCUGCAUACGAGCGUAGAUGAGACGUGGGCCCUUGAAGGUAGCGAUGGUGCGGGGGACGAAACACAUGAACUCGAAGCCAAUGCUAGCCACACCAUGCAACCUGAGUCGUAA